AUGAAGUACGUACCCCCCCACAUGAGGGCCCAAACGGAGGCCAAGGAAAAAAAAGAAGCAGAAGCGGAGAAGCUGGAACAGUUAAAGGAAAAGAUCGAAAACUUGAAGGAGGAAAAAGACAUUGACAGUGACAGCUCAACGGAAGGAGACGACUUCGAAAUUGUGCUCAACAGUGUCGUCAUCAGUCAGAUAGCAAAGAACAAAGACCUGAGAGGAGAGUUGCUAGGAUAUUACAUAAAAAAUAAUGACUCAAUAAAAAAAAAAAAAAAAAAAAGGGAAAAAGUGGAAAUAACGAGGAAGAAGAAGAUGGAGCGGGAGGAACAGGAAGAUGAUGAAGAUGAUGACGAUGACGAAGAUGAUGACGAUGAUGAAGAAGAUGACGACAAUGACGAUAAUGAUGAGAAGAAAAGGGGAAAAAAAAAAAAAGAUACAACAAAGGAUAAGAAAAAGAAUAAAAAAAAUGACCCAAAAAAAUUAAACGUUGUAGAAAUUAACCAAUCCUUUUGUGUGUGCAACAUUGAAGAUAUCUGCAUUGAUAAAAUCUCAAAGAUGACCAAUAAGUAUCAGAUUACAAAGCAAAGACAGACCGAGUUGCUAAAUAAUUUAGUGUUAUAUUUUAAUAAAAAUAAAUAUGAAGAAGAGGGAGAAAAAUAUAUAAGUGAAGUGAACACGUAUUAUGAGGAUUAUGUGAACAUUAUGGCCGAGCUGAACUUCGAUACAACGUCCUUCGGAUUUUACAUCAACAUUUGUGACAUUAAGAAGAAGGAAGUGUUGGCCACACUGCUGCUGUCCUCCCUAAUUAACAAAAACUCCUUUGUCCUUUGCUUUGGUGAAAAAUAUGGGAAAUUAAUCUUUUCUGCGUACAAAAUAGACGUGGAUGUGGUAUUCGAAAUUAAGAACCAAAUAAAAAAUGCGACAUUUAAUCAGUUUAAUGAUAUCCUGAAUGUUGAAUUGAAGAAGAAGGGACUGAACAGUAAAACGAUCCUGCAGAAAAUCCCCCUUCGUAUAAAGAACUCCAUUAUAAAUUCCCUCUUUUUGAAGGUACUUAAAAAUAAAAACAAGAAUUUUGUCUCCUCUAUGGAUUAUCUGAAUGCACAGGAGGUGGACUCUCUGGAGAGUUACAUCCACGAUACGUGCAAAUCGCUGGAAUUGCUAAAAACGGAACAGGACAAAAUGAUAAAAUAUAAGAAGGAUGUCUUCAAACAACUGCAGACGCAAAAAAUUUAUCAGGAAAAGAGAAAACUCGAGAAGGAGAAGAAUAAAAUUGAACACGAAAAUCAGGAGACAAAUGAGGAAGAUAUUAAUAUGAAGAAUAUUUUUAAGAGCAUCCCGCAGCCCUCCUUGCUCUUCCCCUACGUCCUGACAAUGAGCAAUAACUUGCUGAAUGAUAACAUCAACAAUUUGUGUAGCCAUGCAAUUGCCAAGUCUUACUUGUACUACAAGAAUGCGAAGCCAUGA
Molecule: messenger RNA, 1458 nt
Organism: Plasmodium inui San Antonio 1
Lineage: Eukaryota; Apicomplexa; Aconoidasida; Haemosporida; Plasmodiidae
Product: translation initiation factor 3 subunit H
Exons: 2
Coding region: 1-1458 (485 amino acids)
Source: RefSeq, a predicted model, not a curated record